CUUUUCUUGGCAUACUUUUUUUUUACCUUCUUUAGGAAAAUGGCUUCAAAAUCUGUGCUCGUUGUUCUAGCUUGUUUUCUACUAAUUAGCUCUAAGGUUUUGUCAGAAACAGAAACUGAAGAUGUUCAUAUUGAGGGCACUACACUUGUAGCUCCCACAUCGACUCCAACUUAUAAAAGUUCACCACCACCACCACCUAAGCUCGUACCUCCGCCACCGGCAAUUAAGGCACCAACACCACCUCCACCACUCUCCAAGCAGCCUCCUCCUCCUCCUCCUCCCUCUGUAGUACGGCCAAGAAACCCACAAGAGUGCUCUCCAGCGUGUGUAGAGAGGUGCAAAAAGCAUUCAAGGCAGAAUAGAUGCAUGAGAGCCUGCAAAACUUGCUGUAUCAGAUGCAAAUGUGUUCCACCCGGCCAAUAUGGAAACAAAGAAAUGUGCGGCACCUGUUAUGCGGGCAUGAUCACUCGUGGAGGAAAAUCCAAGUGCCCUUAGGAAAUAAUACCGACUUCCAAAAAUAACAUCACAUUAAUUAAUUGCCUGCCACUUUUAAUUCUCCAUCACUUUUUAAUCAUUCAUGUAUUUCCUGUACGAAAUAUGUGACGUACUAGAACAUUCUCACUCAACUUUCCUAAUUUCUAGUUUUAUUCAGUUUUCAUCCUUAAUUGUGACUUGCCCGAUUUUGAUCUUUAUUUUUGCACCUUUAAUCAUUAUAAUUUGACCAUUAAU
Messenger RNA from Striga asiatica, 729 nucleotides. NCBI's taxonomy places the organism in Eukaryota, Viridiplantae, Streptophyta, Magnoliopsida, Lamiales, Orobanchaceae. The record is from the annotation of a GenBank genome assembly.